Molecule: messenger RNA, 954 nt
Organism: Triticum turgidum subsp. durum (durum wheat)
Lineage: Eukaryota; Viridiplantae; Streptophyta; Magnoliopsida; Poales; Poaceae
Source: the annotation of a GenBank genome assembly
AUGGAUUUCCUAUUAUGCGUCUGCCUCCUCCAACUGCUGUUCUUGCGCUCUUCUCCGGUGGCGGCGCAGCAGCCGACGCCGUCGCCGGCUAGGGCCCUGGACGCAAUGCUGCAGGAGUACGCGUACCGGGCCCUCGUCCGGCCGCGCACCGGCAUCGUCUACAAUGCCACCGUCCCCGGCAACCUCACCGGCGUCUCGGUGUCCGCGCUCCGCCUGCGCAGCGGCAGCCUCCGGAGGAAAGGUUUGUCCCAGUACUUUCAGUUCGGCCUGCCCACCGGCGUCAUUGCGCAGCCGCGCGUGGAGAGGAUGCUGCUCGUGUACCACAACCUGGGCAAUUGGUCGCAGCACUACUACCCGCCUCCCCCCGGCUACACCUACCUCUCGCCGGUGCUUGGACUGCUAGCCUAUGAUGCUGCCAACCUUUCGGCAGUGGGGUUGCCGGAGCUGAACAUCGUCGCGUCAGGAAGCCCGAUUCUUGUACAUUUCAGCAAUGUCAGGGCGGCGCCGGCAGGCCGCCCAGCACCACGGUCACGGUGUGUGUGGUUCGACUUGGAUGGUGUGCCGCAGUUCCGGGACCAAGAGGCAAGCAACGUGUGUGCUACGUAUCGCCAAGGGCACUUCUCGAUAGUGGUGAACUCCAGUGAGGUUGCUCCUGCUCCAUUGCCACCAGGCGCAAUUGCCCCGCCGAUACCGGCUGCCGGAGGUCCUACCAAGGGGGGCUCGCAAGCUUGGAAGGUUGCCGUUGGCGUGGUUGGGGGCGCCAUAGCAUUGGGGCUGUUAUCUUCAGCUCUUCUGUGUCUGGUGAGGCAUAAAAGGGCCAAGAAGUUGGAGGUGAUGGAGCGGAAUUCAGAGGUUGGGGAGACAUUGCGCAUGGCGCAGGUUGGGCGGGCGCAAGCACCUGUAGCGCUGUGGACACGAACAAAACCGGUGAUCGAGAGCGAGUAUGCUGCAUAG